AUGGAGCCCAUGUUAGGAACACCCCUGCUCGCAGCUGCUCGGCACGGUCACGAAGCGGUGGUGAAGCUCUUACUUGAGACCGGGCGUGUUGAUGCUAAUUCAAAGGACUCUAACUGUUUUACACCGUUAUUCCGAGCUGCGCAGGAGGGCCACGAGGCAGUGGUGAAACUUUUACUUGAAACGGGACAUGUUGAUGCGGAUUACAGGGGCCACCGCGGUCAAACACCCCUGCUCGCAGCUGUGCUGCGUGGCCACGCAGCGGUCGUGAAGCUCUUACUCGAGACUGGGCUUGUUGAUGCUGAUUCGGAGGAUGGCAUGGGUUGGACGCCAUUUAGCGCUGUAUCGAGCCGUCACGAGGAGGUGGUGAAGCUCCUACAGAUUCACUUCGCCAGGAAAGAGGGCGAAGCUCUUGGAAUCCAGCAGGUUGAUAAGUCAGGAAUCCGUAAAUAA
This is a messenger RNA of Penicillium samsonianum, 450 nucleotides long. Its product is annotated as ankyrin repeat domain-containing protein. NCBI's taxonomy places the organism in Eukaryota, Fungi, Ascomycota, Eurotiomycetes, Eurotiales, Aspergillaceae. Gene Ontology annotation, molecular function: protein binding. The coding region runs from base 1 to 450 and encodes 149 amino acids. The record is from RefSeq and is a predicted model, not a curated record. The transcript has 2 exons.